This is a messenger RNA of Miscanthus lutarioriparius, 1482 nucleotides long. NCBI's taxonomy places the organism in Eukaryota, Viridiplantae, Streptophyta, Magnoliopsida, Poales, Poaceae. The record is from the annotation of a GenBank genome assembly.
AUGAUUGCAAAACCGGAAGGCCCCGUGAUGAUAUCAGCCCACUCUAAUUCCACUCGACUCUCAUUUGCUCCGAUUGCGUACCGAAAGGACCCGUCGUCAGCGUCAGCUAAAAUCUUCAAUAGGCUCCGCGGUGCCGUGCCUUCGCCUUCGCUUCUCUCUGCGUCUUACCUUGAUUACUCCAACAACAAAUUCUCUUCCAUGCUGCCCGGCGAUUUCCUCACGCUUUAUGGUACUGCACCCUCCAUCAACUUGGCAAACAACCAACUAGGUGGGACUAUUCCGUAUGCAGAGUGUGACCAGUUUCAUUACGAGGAGCAGGACGGUGAGGCUCUUCGAGAUCUCGACCUAUCCGGUAACAACUUCAGCGGGGAGGUCCCACCUUACGUGCUUAGAGGCUGCAAUAAUGCCCUGCGGGUGCUAAACCUGAGGGGCAAUCGCCUCGAGGGAACGUGGCCCCAGGAGAUGGACGGGACAUGUAGACUGGAGGCAGUAGAUUUACAUGGAAAUCAGAUCCGAGGGCGCUUGCCAAGAUGGCUAGCUAACUGCAAAGAGUUGAAUGGGCUCGAUGUCGGCGGCAACAAUUUCAUGGAUUCUUUCCCGUCAUGGCUAGGAAACCUCCCUCACCUUCGUGUGCUUAUCCUGAGAUCCAACCAGUUUUACGGCCCAGUGACGACAGUGAGCAUGGACCCUCAUAGUCAUAGGAAGAAUCACUCGAGGUCCGCUUACUUCUCCAGUCUCCAAAUCAUUGACCUUGCGGACAAUGGCUUCACUGGAGUGCUACCACCGGGACUCUUCUACAGUUUCAAGACCAUGGCUCAGGCCAGCACAGUGCACAAAGUACGUGAGGUAACAGUGAUAGGUGAACAGGGUGAGACUGACAUACAUCAAGAACCACGAAAUCCGGUCGAGGUCGCCAUGAAGCAACAAUACAUGAGGAUGCUCGAAGACCAACAACUCGACCUCAUGCUGAUUGACCUGUCCAACAACAGAUUCAGCGGCUCCAUUCCAAGGACGGUGGGCAACCUGACUGCCCUUCUCGUGCUCAACCUGUCGCGCAACGCCUUCACCGGGGAAAUCCCGGCCGAGAUCGGCCGCCUGUCACAGGUCGAGUCGCUGGACCUCUCGUGGAACCAUCUCACGGGGGAGAUCCCGCAGUCGCUGGCCUCGCUGACGGCCCUCGAGUGGCUCAACGUCUCCUACAACGACCUCAGUGGGAGCAUACCUUCGGGCACCCAGUUCUCGACGUUCCCCAGCAGCUCGUUCCAGGGAGGCAACCGAGGGCUAUACGGAUGCCUGCUUCCCGUGCGGUGCAACCUGACGCGUCCACCGCCGUUGCAGGUGACCGGUGGAGAAUCUGCUGACCACAGGUUCCAGGUUGUCGUGCUGUACCUCUUCAUUGGUUCUGGCUUCGCGCUGGCCAUUGUUGUGCAGGUGGUCUGCAGCAGGAGAGGCGCCAGGAAAUGGCUGUGCAGAGCCAACUAG